AUGGUGAACAAAAGACACACUGCGCAUGAGCCCCAACCUUCAACUCCUGCAUCGAAGGCCAUUGAGCCAUUGCCCACGCGAUCUCGGUGGUCCGAAUGGGCUCUUCACAACUCGGGGCUGUACUACUACCGAGCUCGAUAUAUCUCAUUCGAGGACAUCUCAUCAAUACCGCCCACCGGGAGGAAUUCGAUUGUGCCGAAUGUCCAAGGCGGAUACAUCCAUUACCAAUCUAUGGGUGUCAAUGAAGCGACCAGUCAAGGGUCCAGUCAAGCUCCAGAGUUAUCAACAUGCUCUACCGUGACAACACCAACAGCCAGUGAUCCUCCGGCCUCUACACAAGAAGUGUAUGGCCAGCAAAAUGAUCAACUUGUCGUGUCAACAAAGACAACCGAGGAUAGCAUGCUGAUGAGUGGAGCGCUGCAACCAGAGGCAGACACUACAGAAACUGUCGUAGUGAUAUCGAAUUCCAAUGCACUAAAGCGGAAAUCAACUACAUCCAAGAAACAGAAGGAGAAGAAGAAGCAUGGAAAGAAGUUGGACGUGGACAAGAGAAAGCAAGUCAGCAAUAAGGCGAAAGUGAAUAAGUGCUCAGCCUCGGCCUGUUUACACGCGACAACACGAAAUCGACCCGCAACCGCAACCAUGACUUCUACUAUCGGUAUUCCUAUUAAGCUCCUGAAUGAGGCGCAGGUCCCUGAGGACAACAUGAACGUCCAACUGAAGGACAUUACCGUCACCGCUCGCGACGGCCGUGUUUCCCAUCUCGACCAAGUUUACAUUCGCGGCUCACACGUGCGCUUCUUCAUCGUUCCCGACAUGCUUCGCAACGCCCCUAUGUUCCGUAGCCGUAACGUACGUGGCCGUGGUGUCGGUCUUGCCAGAGGUCGCGCAACGGUCAGCCGAGCGCGAGCAGGCGGACGAGGAGGAGGACGAUAA
Molecule: messenger RNA, 936 nt
Organism: Fusarium subglutinans
Lineage: Eukaryota; Fungi; Ascomycota; Sordariomycetes; Hypocreales; Nectriaceae
Product: small nuclear ribonucleoprotein D3
Exons: 3
Coding region: 1-936 (311 amino acids)
Biological process (GO): spliceosomal snRNP assembly; RNA processing
Cellular component (GO): U2 snRNP; catalytic step 2 spliceosome; U1 snRNP
Molecular function (GO): RNA binding
Source: RefSeq, a predicted model, not a curated record